AUGUUCAAAUGUGGACUACAACACUGGCUUAGACCAUCGACGUUAGUUCGGAGUCGCCCCCUUUUUUAUCCACAAAAGCUCAUCGAUUUGUCGAAAUCGACUGCGAGACCAACGCUUGCACAAUUCAGCAGCUUGCGAACUUUGCGAAGCCCACAGAAACAGCUCGAUGAACUCGCAAAGAACACAGAUUUUUUACACACGCAAAACAUCCUCCUGCAAAAAAAUCAACAGCGUCUCAGUAAGCAGAAACUGCUUUCAGAGGCUACCAACUUUUAUGAACGCUUCAAAAUCAAAACCAAAUGGGUUUUGAUCCGGGAAAAUCGACCCUUCAGCACUGACGAGAUUAGCACGCUUUUCUCGUGGCUUGUCAUAUCUCAGAUAGUGUGGAUCGUGCUGGGCACGACAACAUUUGUGUCCCUGGUUUUGUUCACUUUCAACACUGUGUUUGCAAAAGAGAUGGUAGGUCAAAUGGUGGGACGUUUACUCAAUAAUUACAUAGACGGCGUGGACGUGCGUUUUCAAGAUGCUCUAGUCCCCGAAUGGAAACGAGGAUGUCUCAGCUUCAAGCAAGUCGAGCUAAGAACAACUGAUGAUGACGUCGAGAGUCACGUCUCUACUGACUCUACCAAACCCAUUGCUAAGCUGAGCUUUGAUUUGACCUUCAAUCAAAUUGACAUCACGCUCUCGUUCACCAAGUGGUUUCGCGGUCAGGGUCUCAUAAAUGACUUGUCUCUGUAUGGAAUGAAAGGAGAUGUGUCAGUAGACGAUACCCGGGAGCCGGAGAAACUAAUAUCUUGGUUUUCCAACCCAAAGUACCACUUGGGGCGGCUGAAGAUUCGUGACUCGCGCAUAAAUGUUCAGGAUCAAACUUUAGAUCAAAAUUACCGUCUAUCGAUAUACAACAUGGACUUGCCACAAGUAAGAUUCGAGUGGGCAUUGGUAGACUUCUUCAAUGCCAAUGUUGUGACAGGUGCUGUCAACCAUGCCUUGUUCACUAUUCACAAGCGCCAACAUAAGCUGGCGUACCUUCAGGAUUUCGAGCACGAUAUGUCCCCUUGGAAGCGCAUAACCAGAUUGAGGCUAGACGAAAUAUCGGUCAAGGACCUGGGUCUUGACAAAAGCAAGGCCUUCAACUGGAUAGAAGAUGGGCAAGUCGAAAUCAUCGCAGAUUUCAUGCUGCCCGACAUACCUGGUGAAAAGGACAGCGGUUUCGACGACGAAAAUAAGUACGUCGUAAUGGACCUCAAAUUCAAGUUCAAAGACUUGACGGCUCGCUACCCAUCGGAGGAACCGAAAUUGGCCAAUGGUGACUUUAUUGCAACUUUGGAUGAAUUAAGACCGCUCAUCGCCUUUGUGAACACUCAACGAGGGUUGUUCCACUCAUUUAUGAACAUUCAAAACUCAAACCCGGCGUGGAACAACAUCCCAAAUGUCUCAAUCAAGAAAAACAAGUCGUACCCCGACACGACGGUAAUUCCAUCGAACAUUAAGUGGCCAUCGUUUGAGGACGCAGAUCGACCAAGUCAAGAGAUCAUAAAAUACCACGACCAGCCAAACCAUAAUAAUAAUGAGAUUGUUGUGAGAUCAAGAAUCGUGAAAAACAUUGACGGUUUCAAGGAAUUGUUUUUGUUCAAGGAAACAGGAAUUUACGACACUCUUUGCAUGGAAAUACACGUUGAUUUGAUGAGGAUGGUUGAGGAGUGGGAACACAAAAAGAAGAGCGACUGGGCUAAAGUUUGGGGCACUACAGUGGCUUCGCAAUUAAUGAUUUUGGGAUUGGGUGCUAUGGUUUGA
This is a messenger RNA of Lachancea meyersii CBS 8951, 1794 nucleotides long. Lineage: Eukaryota; Fungi; Ascomycota; Saccharomycetes; Saccharomycetales; Saccharomycetaceae. The record is from the annotation of a GenBank genome assembly.